CGGCCCUCGCCGGGGCGCCGCCCGCGCUCCCAGCCGCCUCCUCCCUCCCUCUUCCGCCGUAGUGGUCCCUCCCAGGCACCGCUAAUCCCUCAGCAGCGCCCCGCCCGCGAGGGGUGGCGGGGCGGUGGUUCCGACCGGCGCGGGGCGGGCGGAAGGAGCGGAGCGGCUCCGGGCCGCGGCCUCUGUGUGGAGCAGGGGCUGAGGGAGGCCCCUCCUUCAAGCGCUCGCCGCGGUCGUUUUCUUCGCGCCCCGCUGUCGGCGGCACCAUGUCGGCCCUCCCGAAGAGCUACAACCCCUUCGCCGAGGAGGAGGAGGAGGAGGAGGAGGCGGCGUGGCGGCCGGCGCCGAGCGGCGGGGAGGCGGCCGGCGCCGAGCGGCAGCGGUACCUGCGGCAGGAGGUGCUGCGCCGCUCCGCCGCCACCGCCGACAGCACCGCCCGCUCUCUCUCCCUCCUCUACGAGUCCGAGCGGAUCGGCGUGGCCACCUCCGAGGAGCUUGUACGUCAAGGAGAGGCACUGAAGCGCACAGAACAGAUGGUAGAUAAAAUGGACCAGGAUUUGAAGACUAGUCAAAGGCACAUAAAUAGCAUUAAGAGUGUUUGGGGGGGCUUGGUAAACUACUUCAAAGCCAAACCUCCAGAGAGCAAGCCAGAGCACAAUGGAACCCCUGAAUAUUAUGCUAACAGUAGAUUAAAAGAAGCAAUGAUGUCUAGCAAAGAACAAGAAUCAAAAUACCAGGAAAGUCAUCCAAAUUUAAGGAAACUAGAUAAUUCAGACAGUGAUUUUGGCAAAGUGGAUUUAGUUUCUUCAGUGCAAAGGGAUUCCUAUCCAAAGAACCAACACCUGCGAGCUUACCAUCAGAAAAUUGAUAACAACUUAGAUGAGAUGUCUUCUGGGUUGAGUCGUCUGAAAAACCUAGCCCUUGGUCUGCAGACAGAAAUAGAUGAGCAAGAUGAUAUGUUGGAUCGGCUAACAAAAAAAGUAGAGACACUGGAUGUCAAUAUUAAAAGCACUGAUAAAAAAGUCCGACAACUUUAAAAGGUUUUUAGAAUUUUUUUUGUCCAGCGUCAGUUCUUCUUGGCUGUCUUAUCUCAACUGAUCUCUUAAAAAAUCUUGGACAGUAUCCAUUUCUCUUUUUUUCCCCUGAUAUGUUAGUGAUUUUCUUGUCAUUAAAAUUGCAUAAUCUUAAAUGCAACAUAAUACCUUAAAUUUCUUCUUAAUGUACAUGGGAAAAGUGCACGUUGAGUAAAAUCUCUCAGCACUUUGUAAAUGCUUUUGUGCUGGAUACCCUGCUCAGUUGUGUAACUGUGCGUCACGUGCGUGGAGGAAUUUGCAAUCGACAAAGCUUCAGUGUCCUUGGCCUGGGAGCUGUGAUGAGAAAAGUAACUGCAUUUUGCCUCUGUUUUGGGGAGGGGGCAGAGGGAACAGAAUGUGCUGCUUCGUUCAGAACAAAUGUUGCUAAUUCUGUUUACCUACAGCUAUUUUCAAUUCUGAAAAAAUGCUGAUUUCCAGCUGUAAAAAUAAUUUUAAGUGACUGUUCUCUGGCAUUUUUGGGGCCUAAGGAACGAACUGUUCUGUGGAAGUUGUAAAAUAUCAUGGGUGUCAUGCAGUAAUGAUAAUAUCCUGUGCGUGUUCCCUUUCCUAAGAUGAAUUCUGGCACAUGGUGGAUCCAUGAACUGUGGUUUUUAUGUUGGGGUCACUAAAUGCUAUCACCUUUACAGUAUUUUCAGUAAAGAUCUCUAUGGGUAUCUUAUGGUCUGCAAGAAAUGUUGAUUGACAGUGACCCAAAAAGUUUGGGUAACAAAUCAGGACUUAAACGUAUGUGCUCUUAAAGAUUCUUUUGUAGUUGUCACCAUCUGCUUUUUUAUUUUCUGCUCUUUCUCAACUUAUUCAGGUAGGUGGUUAUUUGAAAAAUAGCUUCCAUUUUAGAAAUUGAGAGUUGGUCUGAUAAUGCACAAACAGAUCAUAGGAGAUCAUUUAAUUUAACAUUUAUUUUAAAUGUGAUUAGGGAUUGAGCAGAUGCUGUAUUUCCCUAGGUAAUGUGACUAGUUUUAAGAAUGACAAUUUUGCUCCAGCCUGAAGACAUGACAACGAGAACUUGCUGUCUGUCUUGAAAACAAGUAGGUUAUUUUGGUUUAGAGAGGCCAAGGGACCUGUGUCUGUAUUGCAACACUUGCUAUCACAAAUGACAGCGAGUGGCUAAGAAGAGAUAGUUACUUCCUUGAGCUGGUGCCACGUUAUCUUAUGAAUUGAAGGAAGACCUUGGUGUUCAGGGCUAUCAAGCUUAUAUCCUUCAUGAACAUCACACGCACACCCUCCCUUUUCCUUUUUUUCAAGGGAUUUGUUAUCCUGAGCUCACUCACUACCAAGUGGACCCGACUGGUAAGGAGAUAAAAGAAAACUUGAGCCUUUCUUGUUUUACUGUGUCUCCUGAAAGUUCACUUGAAGAAAGAUAAAUCACUAAAAAACCUACACUUCUUAGACAAAGUAUAGUGGAAAAAUACAUUAUUUCUGGGAUUACUAGCAAAGUAGAGUUGUGAAUUAGAUUUAAGGUAAGCCUCUGUUUUCCCUUGUGUUACUGAUGUCAUUGAUUUCAGUCCUUAAAAAAAUGUGUUUUUUUUCAGGCACAUAACACUUAGAGCUUUUGAGCACCUUUUAAUUGCUUUUUAAUUUUCACUUUGUGUCAGUUAUGCUCAUUUGGAAGCAUAAAAACCCCUUAUUAAUAUCAAUGUAUCAUCUAAUUUUUUGGGUGUAUACAAUGAUUACUUCUCUCUUACUCUGUUAGAAUAUUUAUGAUAUGAUUUGAUGUCUCAAGAUGGUUGAUAUGUUUUAGUAAAUAAUACAAUCAUUAGUUUUCAAAAUGUUAAGUACCUCAGUGAAGGAAGAUUGGCAUUUUGAUUACAUCUGUUAUAGUUUCUUAUUUUACUUUCUCCUUUUAAUAAAAAUGGUGAAGAGACUUGUAUUUUUUCUUAUUGCAGUGUUGGUUAACAGAAACACUUACAUCUUAUAAAGGCUAUAUAACUUUUCUCCAGAACAGAGAAUACCAAAAAUUGCACAGUAAUUAAUAACACUCCCUUUAGAGUGAAAUCUGCCUGCACCCUAAUGCAACUAUGUCACGUCUACAUUUUUUUCCAAAGUAAGACUUUGGUAACAAGGAUGUACACUGGGACUUUCUCCAUGAAGUUCUGGCUAAUGGAGGAAAAAUGUAGCUGGAAGCUCUAGUUGUGUUAUGUGUAAUGAGAAGUGUGGAGCUUGAAUCCAAGCAAAGAAUGUUUUUAAGAGCAAAGUGUGUAGCCUUUCUGAUGUAAGCUAUUCCAUUUUUUUUAGUCUAUAACAAAACAAAGUCCAGUUUUUGGUCAACUGUUUAAUUAUAUUAGCCUUAUGAAAUGUUAGCUGCAUCCUGGAUAUCUUUGAUGCCUUUAAAAACGCAGGCAGGGAAGGAGAAUAAAAAAAUCCAUCUGUUUCUGCUUUGAGAACCUCAGGAUCCAAGCAGCCUAGAAAACCAGGAUCUCAGCCAUGUGGAAGUUACAGAGGUCUAACUUCUCGUGUCUUCUAUCAAUCCCAUUCACUGUCUCAGUCGUGUAUGUCUUUGCUUAGGCUUUCCUGCUCUAUUUAUUACUUUUGUUUUGUGGGGUUUUUGUUUUGUUGUUUGGUUGGGGUUUUGUUGUUGUUGGUUGUUUGCUUUGUUGUUUUUUUGUUUUUUUUUGUUUGUUUGUUUGUUUUUUUUUUAAUGGCCUUGUUUUAAAGGAUUAUUUCCCACACUGGAUUUCUUCUGUGGGGAAAAAAAGUUUGUGCAUGGUUAUAAAUGAAUUUCUGCUACAAAUGGAGUUCCCUUUCUCAGCUUUCAUACAGAUGCUUUAUGCUGAUAAAGAACUUAAGUCUAAGUGGCAUGAGGAGACAACACUUUUGUAAUAGUGAUGAAAUUUUUGCUCAUUGGAAUAACUUUCCAUACUGCAGAAAGAGGAAAUUUAAAGGGGGGCGGGGGGAGAAGCAUGAUUUUUGCCUUUCCAGGAAAUAUAAUUUUCUAUGUGUUGUGAAGGACUUACUUCAGUGGCUUUUCUUUGUUUCCUGAGAUAGAAUUUUAUUCCUUCUUGGAUACUGUUGAAAAACUUACCUUGUAUAGGGUAUAGGACGUUCAGAAGAAAUUUCAUUUACACUUAAGCACUAACUUACUAAGUUAAAUGAUUUUGCCUAAAUACUCAUGUUGGCAUAGAAAUUGGUAUCCUUGCAGCAAAAUAGCUCUGGUUAAUUCUUAAUGGCUUGAGUAGAAGUUUAAUGUUAAGGUCAGAAGAAGAUAGCAGAAAAAAUAAUUUUAAGUCUUCUUUAUAAAAGGUGAUUUUUCUUGCUUCUCAAAGAAUUUGCUAAUAAAUUUAGAAGAGACUUUAAACAUCAGGAAGUAGCAUAGCCUUCAUUACAUAGAUGUAAGAAGACAUACUCUAAAAAUGUCAAGGGGGAAAAAAGAAGUGGGAAUAACCAGUAUCUGAAUACUAGGUUUCUAGGUGUAUUUUAUUCCUGAGCAUUGAAUUAAAUAUUGUAACAAAUGAUGCAUAGCUGAAUUUUAGUUUGUACUACAAAGAUUUGUUGCUGUGCUGAACUUGGCCUACUGAAAUCGUUGGGACACUGUAUAGUGUCGGGUGUUUUUUUUAAUGUGUGAAAUUUAUCUGAAAUAUUUUGCUGCCUAGUAGUUUUUGUAAAGUGAUGUCAUUUGUUAAAUGGUGAAAUAGAAAAUACUUACCAACCACUCUGCCUUCUGAACAAACAGAUUUUUGUAGGCAUUUUUAAAAGCAUAACAUCAUAUGGAGGAUAUGUGUUAAUUUUGACUUUGAAAUAUAUAAGGCUUAAUUUUCAAAAUCACAGGCAGUGAUUAUUUGUGUCUAUGGCUUUUUUUAAAUACUUUAAUUCUAUGCCACCCAGGUAUAACACUUUUUAUACAAGUCAAAUUCAAAUAUUUUAAUUAAAUGCUGAACUGGACUGUAGUUCAGCAAUUUAGGAGAUUGAAUUAAAUGGAGUGUUGAAUGGUAAAACUGUCAAUAAAGGUGCUUAUUGUUAA
Tyto alba (common barn owl) is the source of this 5049-nucleotide messenger RNA. It is a transcript of the gene SNAP29, whose product is annotated as synaptosome associated protein 29. Gene Ontology annotation, cellular component: plasma membrane; SNARE complex. Gene Ontology annotation, biological process: synaptic vesicle priming; synaptic vesicle fusion to presynaptic active zone membrane; exocytosis. The coding region runs from base 267 to 1037 and encodes 256 amino acids. Gene Ontology annotation, molecular function: syntaxin binding; SNAP receptor activity. The record is from RefSeq and is a predicted model, not a curated record. The transcript is spliced from 5 exons. Lineage: Eukaryota; Metazoa; Chordata; Aves; Strigiformes; Tytonidae.